AUGACGGGGCAGCACGUCCGAUCCGAAUCCGCGACGGCAACGAUGAGGUGCCCUUCGUCGCCUCCUGCUCCGUCGCCUUCUCCUUCGUCGACCAGGCUCACUGGCCCGGCAAGGACCCGUAACCUCAGGAGCGCCUUGCGUGGACUGUCCAUUUCUGACCCAAGCCCUCCGACCGUCUCUCCUCGGGCGUCCCUCUCACCCAUGUCAAGCCGAACCGAAUGGUCACCGAACAAUAAUGUGCUGGAAUCUGUGACCCGCAAGAAAAAUGUUGGCCCAGCCAGCGGUCGGGCAUCUGAAGCGGUGGCAGAGAUGGCGCUGGUGGAGGGGAGACUCGGUCAGCUGAAGGGCUACACACAGAGGCUUCGAGCGGCCCGCGUGCCCGGGUCGGACCCCGGGUCUGUGGACAGCGCGUACGAGGAGUUCGCGAGGGUCAGAGACGAGGCGGCAGAGACGGUCGCGGCACUGCUGGCCGCACACAACUCGUCCGGCGCGGCGAGUAGAUCUCGCCGUGCCCGGAAUGGGUCGGUUGCGGAGACUGUCGAGAGGCUCGAGUCGAUGAGGAUAGCACAUGCGAAUACGACUGCUGACGGCGACAUGGACAGUCUGAAGACUUCUUUCAAUUCUCUUGGCCUUGGCGACUCCUCUUUCACGCCCACGGGCUCUGGGUAUGAGGACAGGGCACGGCACAACAGAGACUCGACCCCGCCGAGUGGGCCUGUCCAGAACGACUCAUCUCUCGCAGCCAUCCGAGACUGGAGGGCAGUACUCGUGAAGCUACUCCAGUCUCACAGGAGGAGUCUGGCGGCGACAAUACAGGCCUUUGAGAGGGACGCACCGCUCGAGGUGACAGAAAGAGCAGUGGACGACCCCGAGUACCGCGCCGGGAUGAUCCAGAAGAUCCGCACGCGAAAAUCCCCCUUGCCUUCCAACGCGCCCGCUGUCUCGCCUGCCUACUGGCCCUGGCACGAGAGGCGGUUUCGACAUUAUGACGCCGUCAAGGAGACCAUCAUGCAGGUCGACCACCUGCUGAUGAUGGCGGCGGGGGAUGCCGGGAAGGGGGGGAAGAAGGCUGUGCGUGACUACGUGAUCGCGCCGCGCGGCAACGCCGUCCUGGAAUUUGCCAACACCGGCGGCUAUGGCACACCCCUUCUUCGUUUUCGUGUGUCAAGCCACAUGCUGGCUGAGACGUCGCCCAUCUUCGAGGCUGUAUUCGGGGGCCAAUUCAGCCACCCGCGGAUCCUCGACAGAGACCUGAGAGAGUUGGACGGCCAGGUGCCUCGUGAGCCGCCUCGCUCUGUCACCUGCGCUGACGGCACCAACGUGAAGCUUUACAGCAUGCCGCAGCUCGAGCCCAAUAAGGAGGAGGCACUAACGAUCUUGCUAUACGCCGCACACAUGCAGAACGACAAGGUCCCGCGCGAGGUCAGCUUUGCGCAGUUCACAGCCAUCGCAGAGGUCUGCCUGAAAUACCAGUGUACUUCUCCCCUGGAACUAUUUGUCGAACACCGAUGGCUGCCUGCAUGGGUGCACAAGGCUACCGAGCAGCAGCCUGACGGGAUCCUGCUCAUUAGCUACGCCUUCGGCUUGCGGCGGCUCUUUACCCGCAUGUCCAAGACGGCAGUACUGAACAUUGUGGACGAGGAGGAGCUGCGAGCCAAGCCGUGGCCGCACGCAAUGAGGGAGAAGAUCUGGGCCGUGAGGAACGCUAAGAUGGCCCAGGUCUACACUGCUUGCGUCGGCGCGGUGCAGGAGUACUUCCGGCCCACCGGCCAGGCGGGCGGUGUUGACGGAGCCGGGGCAAAUAAUGGAGGACAGCGGGUUGGAGCGGGUUUCCUUCCUGGCGACGACCCGCCCAGGACGUCGUCUUUGCUGCGAGCAUCCUCGUACUUACAAACCCCCGCGCUGCCCAGCUAUGUCUCUCUAUUCUCCCUAACCAGCACACCGCGUUGUCCCAAGGGCGACCACUGGUGUGACGCCACAAGCCUGGGGUGGCUGCUCCUGGUUCUAAACGAGCUGCAGCUCGUCUGGACCAUCGUCAACCCUUCUGUCCUGCCUGAUGCGCAGGGCCAACACAGCCAGCCGCCACGGUCGCUGGCCCAGCUCCUCGACGUGCUGCGGUCGGUACCCAGCCCACCGCACCCGGCCCACCCGGGGUCCACCGUGUGUGACCCGGCCCCUGCCUUCCGUGCGGCCGUCAAUGACGUGUAUAACAGCAUCAGCGGCCUCACGCUGUUCGACGUGGACGGCAAGAGACACGGCUGGGGGCUGUCGAAGCACAGGCUCAACGAGCCGCAGACCAUACAGAAUGUCUCGCUGGGCAAGCUCAACAAACUCAGCCUCGAUGGCUUGAGUGUACAGGACGAGGCGGUGGCGCCAGCGCAGGCCCCCAGCGAGGACACGCACGGAAUAUUGCGGAUGGACACAGAAGACUGGUUGCCUGACAAUGGUAAUGAAACAGACACGACGGGAGAAGAACAAGAAGUAGAACAAGAUUACACAGCCGACAACAUGCAAUGGCACCGGCCCCGCCCACCUCCUGCCUUCGCGCCCGACGAGGCCCUCUGCCUGCGCAUUAUGCGCCACGCAGAGACCUUUGACGACCUACACGCGCUGGCGCUGGCAAGCCACACCUUCUACGCGGCCUUCGAGAAGAACGAGCUGGCCCUCAUGCGGCCACUGGUCGGCGCCUGGCGCCGGCAGACGCUCAGCGCCCUGGCGGGCGGGCCGGCACAGCCACAGGAUCUCCUCCCGCAGGAGCUGGCGCGGCUCGAGGAGAUACAGGCAAGUCACCAGAGCAUGGAGGACGACUCGCUCGCCGAGGCCGUCCAGCUGGAGUCCUCGCAUUCCACCGACGCGGAAGGCGGCAGUGAGCGUGGAGAUGGGGGCGGGGCCGAGGGCGAGGGCGAGGAGCCUCACGAGAUGACCGAAGAAGAGGCCGGGCGGAUACUCUGGCCGGACCAGCCCUCCUGGUCAGACGACAGCGCGGUUCCAGACUACUUGGCCAAGCGAAAGACGGCGGAGCCGCCUGCUUGGGCCGUGGUCGCCAGGGAGGAUAGCGGCGAGAAGUUCCUCGCGGAGGAUUUGUCACUGCUCACCGAGGACAAGUCGCUCGCCGUGCUGGGGGACAAGUCCCUUGGGGAAGACCUCGACAGGAGGAAGGGAAUCACGAGUUCAUGA
Molecule: messenger RNA, 3177 nt
Organism: Diaporthe citri
Lineage: Eukaryota; Fungi; Ascomycota; Sordariomycetes; Diaporthales; Diaporthaceae
Exons: 2
Coding region: 1-3177 (1058 amino acids)
Source: RefSeq, a predicted model, not a curated record